Messenger RNA from Impatiens glandulifera, 2151 nucleotides. RefSeq names its product neurofilament heavy polypeptide-like. The record is from RefSeq and is a predicted model, not a curated record. The coding region runs from base 1 to 2151 and encodes 716 amino acids. NCBI's taxonomy places the organism in Eukaryota, Viridiplantae, Streptophyta, Magnoliopsida, Ericales, Balsaminaceae. The transcript has 2 exons.
AUGUAUAAUGCCAGGGUAUUCAGAGGAACUCCUCAUUUCGAUACUCAUAUCCAAUCGAAAGUAGGAGGUAUAGUCUUUGACUUCACCGAGAACGACUUUGCUAGGUGCUUCAACUUACCGAAGCAAGGGUUAACUGAUCUAAAUGUUUCGGCCGAUGUCAAGGCCGGAAUUUCCCUCGCCUUCGCACGUUCAAACGAACCAGUCGAUGAUCAUGGCAGUAAAUCACUAUUGAGAGCUGAGUACCAGCUCCUCAACGAUGUGAUAGGAAGAAGCAUCUUGGGAAGAGAUGUAACAAACACUUACUGCACAGCGGCUUUCAACAUGAUGGAAGCCAUCACCACCGGUACACCGGUGAACUGGUCGAGAGUUCUGUUUGAUGUCCUAAUCUGGAUGAUUGGAGUGCGAACAGUCGACCUGGUCCCACAACUAAGCUGCCUACUAGUUGAACUUGGUGUUCCGACCUGUCCGGGCGAAGAGGAGGAAGAGUCGGCCUCUACAUCUGAACGAACCGGAUCUGAGAAGACUGAUGAUGAAGAACAGUCGGGCCAAAGUCCCGAUAACGCCGGUACGGGUGCAAAUCCUGAGACCGCCGAGGGCGGUGAGGAACACAGUGAAGAAGAAGAGGAGGAGGACGAUGCGACAAAGGCCGAUAGAAUAGCGCGCCGACUCUUGGAGGUGAUUGCUCGGCGAGCUGAUAAUGUUGGCGAGAUAUAUCGGGAAUGGCACGAGCACCGGUUCAACAAACUUUAUAGAGACAUUCUACUAGACUUCACCGACGAAGAGUGUUUUCAGAGGCUGAAGGAAGUAGAGGAAAUUGUCAUGGUCCUUACCAACUCCGAAACUAUUCACGAGGCCUUGGGGCGAACCUCCGUCAUAAGACCGAGAGCUCGGCUACAGAAGCUUACCGUUCGGAUCCGGAAAAUCAAGGAACGGUACGAGGACACAUCGGAGGAUACCUUAACGCCUUUGGUGCUACAAAGGCUUGAGAAAGCGAGAGAAGAACUCGUUGAAGAAAUAAAGCGGUUGGAGGAGAUGUACAAACAAAGAGAAAUAUCGCACUAUACAGCUCCACGGAUCGAUAAGAGUCCAACUCACCGUCCAACACCUCCAAGGGCGGAUCCGGCAACAAAUAAAACUGAUGAAAGGACGGAUCCUCCUCUCACCGGGCAACCUCCACAUGACCAACCGGAAGUCUCCGAACCGGGCGUUACAAAAGAAUGGGUCAAGAGCCUCCUUCAAGAAUUUGAAGACUCCACGGUUAACCCACUCGAAGAAAAGAUGCAGAGACCCGUUAGCUCGGCACUCCGGUUCGCCAACAAGACGAGGCAACUCUUGCUUUGGGAAGAUAACCAGAUGUCAGAAAUCGAAGAUGGCUACCGGGAAGAAGCGGAGUCGCGCAGCAAACAACUCCAGCGAACCGUGAUUUUGGAAGAUAAGACUUCCGAGAUAGAAAAGAACUUCGACCGGCUUGAAAGAGAAACCGAUCAAAGAUUGACAGAGGUCACUGAGGACCUGAUCGGCACAACACUUGGACGGGUCUCCGAACUUGAAAAGAAGAAUGAGGGUCUCGAGGCCGAGCUCAAGGCGCUCACCGCACAAGUUGCCGAAUUGCUCAAUGCUAAGAUAAAUGCGGAUGUCGCGGUUAUGGAGGCCAAUGCUCGAGCGGCUCAGGAAGUCCAGGAUGCGCUGGACAACAAGGCAAGAAAAGCGAAGGAUCCGCCGCAACUCACCGAAGAAGAAAGAGCCGAGCGAGAACGAAGGACAGCGGCUAAGUAUCCGGGACUUGCAAAGUCAGUAGCCGCUCAAGCUGCGAAGGAUGCAGAGCGGUUAGAUAGGGAAAGACAAAGGCUCGAAGGUUUUGCAGCCGCUAACAAAAAGAAAAAGGAGGUCCAUUCCUCUUCGGUUCCGGCAAAGCGAAAACGGGAAUCCUCAAAGAAGGCUCAAGUGGCCGAUCUGCUAAAUGAGGUCACUGACACGGUUAUUGAAAGUAUACCGGAUCAGGCUACUCACGUCGAAGAAGAGGAUGAAGAGCACCUACUGCGGCGGCCCACAAGACAACGAGUCUCGGGAUCGGAAAGUCGACCGCAACCAGUGAAGAAAAAGCGGAACAAGGAUCUGAUGGUCAGCUAUGACUUCUCGGACUCGGAAUAG